Messenger RNA from Hippopotamus amphibius kiboko, 3071 nucleotides. RefSeq names its product adrenoceptor alpha 1A (gene ADRA1A). The record is from RefSeq and is a predicted model, not a curated record. Gene Ontology annotation, cellular component: membrane. Gene Ontology annotation, biological process: adenylate cyclase-activating adrenergic receptor signaling pathway; regulation of vasoconstriction; cell-cell signaling. Bases 563 to 1486 code for a protein of 307 amino acids. The transcript has 2 exons. Gene Ontology annotation, molecular function: alpha1-adrenergic receptor activity. NCBI's taxonomy places the organism in Eukaryota, Metazoa, Chordata, Mammalia, Artiodactyla, Hippopotamidae.
AUGAGUCCAGCCACACUGAGCGUAACUGCGGGUGGGGAGAAGUGGCCAGAUGCCAACGGUUCCCGCCUUUGAAAGUCGACGGCAGACCAGUAGUUGCUUGUGGUUUGUGGGGGAAACUGGCGCUGGAUUUUUGAACUCCAAAUUAUGUGCAGAAUGCUCAGUCUUCUCAUCCGGACGGAUCAGAAGUUUCAGAAAACCGGACUCCCGUAAUUCUGGGAUUGCAUUUUGCAUCGCGUCUCCUCGAGCUCCAUGCUAAGUCUCGGGUAGGGAGGGAGUUGGGGCCCCAGGCCAGCGCAGCGGGUGGAGAGGGUCGGCGGGCAGCCCCGCGCUCCCCUGGCCAUGUCGCCUUUAAUGCCCUGUCCCUAUGCGUGGCCUUCUGAGGGUUUCCAGGGCUGGCCGCGGUUGCGUCCCACAAGUACGCUCUCUCUUACCCCCAGAAAACCCCAGCAGGUAAAGCUCCUCGGAGCCGAGACCUUUUGACUCCCCGCUCCCUCGCUCCCGCCUCCGCCCUCGCUGGGGGUGGCCCUCAAAAGCCGGAUCUCGCCCGGCCCCGGCUGGGACCAUGGUGUUUCUCUCUGGAAAUGCCUCCGACAGCUCCAACUGCACCCACCCGCCGCCACCGGUGAACAUUUCCAAGGCCAUUCUGCUCGGGGUGAUCUUGGGGGGCCUCAUCAUUUUCGGGGUACUGGGGAACAUCCUUGUGAUCCUUUCCGUGGCCUGCCACCGGCAUCUGCACUCGGUCACUCACUACUACAUCGUCAACCUGGCGGUGGCCGACCUUCUACUAACUUCCACGGUGCUUCCCUUUUCCGCUAUCUUCGAGAUCUUGGGCUACUGGGCCUUUGGCAGGGUCUUCUGCAAUAUCUGGGCGGCGGUGGACGUCCUGUGUUGCACUGCGUCCAUCAUGGGACUCUGCAUCAUCUCCAUCGACCGCUACAUCGGCGUGAGCUACCCACUGCGCUACCCCACCAUUGUCACCCAGAAGAGGGGUCUCAUGGCUCUGCUCUGCGUCUGGGUGCUCUCACUGGUCAUCUCCAUCGGGCCUCUGUUCGGCUGGAGGCAGCCGGCCCCCGAGGACGAGACCAUCUGCCAGAUCAAUGAGGAGCCAGGCUACGUGCUCUUCUCGGCGCUGGGCUCCUUCUACUUGCCGCUGGCCAUCAUCCUGGUCAUGUACUGUCGGGUCUACGUGGUGGCCAAGAGGGAGAGCCGAGGCCUCAAGUCCGGCCUCAAGACCGACAAGUCGGACUCGGAGCAGGUCACGCUCCGCAUCCAUCGCAAAAAUGCCCCGACAGGAGGCAGCGGGGUGUCCAGCGCCAAGAACAAGACGCACUUCUCCGUGAGACUCCUCAAGUUUUCCCGGGAGAAGAAAGCUGCCAAAACACUGGGUAUCGUGGUCGGCUGCUUCGUCCUCUGCUGGCUGCCUUUUUUCUUAGUGAUGCCCAUUGGACUCUUAACCAUGAAACUACCUGCACACAGCUCCGGUUGAGUCCAGUUGGAACAGUGCUGGCCCCUGCUCCUUGUCUACAAACUGUGCUGUGGAGCAGGGCUGAGCCCAGGCUGCUGUGGGGUCCGCCAUCUUCCAAAAGCAAUGGCAGCAGUGGCCUCUGGCCCUCCAAAGUCCCUGCAAGAUGAGUGAGUGGAAAUGACUGUUGUGGGGCUGGGCUGGCAAAAGCAAGCUGGGAUUUGAGCAGAGGACACCAGCCCUUGCCAGUGAUCCCAUCAGCAUUACCUCUUUCAUGCUUCCCGGGACCUAAAUGUCAUGGGGGCUGCGGAUGGACCUUGUCUGCUCUGUACAGGAAAAUAUCACUUCUCUGCUACUGCAACAUGGACUACUGAGUCUCCCACCUAAAAGCAAGGUCAUGACGUUGGAAGGGGGUUGUUGAGAAGAAAGAAGACUUACUGUGGAUGUUACUCAAAGCUGUUUGGUAAUGCGUUGUGCUGGUAAACAAAGAACUUCCCUAAAGCUGAUGCUUAUUCAUUUCCAAAGACAAAAUAAUUGUCUUUCUUUUCCUUGUGGCUCAGGAGUUACUACGUUACUUUCCCUCCAUAUCAUAGUCUACGUUGCACGCUAUGAGCUAGAAAUGAUUAUUGCGAAACUAUGAGAAAUACAUACUUAGGUAAAAAAAAAAUCUGAGAGCAAAUUUAUACUAUGUUUGGCGGGGAAAAAAUGAAGGCACUGAUAUAUUAAAAAACUUGAAUACAGUAGAUGCAUUCCGCUGUGACAGGAAAGAAGCUACAGAAAAUCCCUACAUAAGUUUAAUAUUUUCUUCUUUAUAUAAUAUUUCAUAUGGGUCCAAAGUACUUUAGCCUAUCUUGAGUCAUCCUGUGAGGUAGAAAGAGAAGGAAGAAAUUAUUAUCUUUACUUAGCAUAUGAAGAAAUAAGGGGAUGGGUGAUGUGAGGUUGAAGGAUUUCUUUGAAUAUCUUCAAAUCCAGCCUCUGACUUCUUUUUCCAUGAUGCUUUCAACAUCCCCAAGGACCACUUGCGUUUCUCAAGACUCUGACAUUCCCGUUUCACUCACUCACCUCUGAGCCGUAUUUUCAACUUUAUCUGUGCCUUCUCUCCUGCUGUAUCUCUACCAGCAGCUAGGAUGAUCAAGAUCGUUCUAGGGGCUGAGUGCGUAUUUGUCUAGGCUUCUCUCAUUGGCUAAAAGACAAGCAGAUAUAAUUCUGUUCAUUCUCCCUAGAUAGGCCGUAGCAGACCUAAGGAAAUAAACAGGGCAGAGAGCUCUUGGCUUGCGCAGUGGUUGACAUGUAAGGCAAAGCCAGCAGUGAUUGACACCUUAAGGACUUUAGGAAAGGUCCCAGAAAGAGAGUUUCCGGAAUGUUCGUUUUCCAGUGAGCCUGAGAAUUGUAUACACCCCGACCAUCACCAUCAGCAAGUUCUUCACUUCUUCUCCUGCAUCGGGUGCUGCACCUGGUACAAAAAAAAAAAAAACCGAAAGGCACAGACAGUCCCCAGCGUAUGAUCUGGGUGUGUUCCAAACAUUUUUCCAAGAGGCAUUGUUAUAAGUGGGGGCGGGGAAGUGUGUUCCCAGAUGAACCAAAAAAAUAAAAAUCCAUUUAAUGCACA